UUGUGAAUUUGGCCAUGAGUUGACAAGGGCACCUUCAUCGUCUCACUCAAAGCCCCCCGAACCAAAAAAGACUGUUAGUGUGUCGCUGUCACCUUAAUCUUUCUCUCUCUCACUCUCAGCCCCCACAAACAUCCUCUGCACCAAUCACAACUCAACCCCUUUGACUCUCUCUCCUCUUCUCUGUUCCGUAGAUCGCUGUCUUUCAAUCACUUCAAACACACACAGCUGACACAUUUCUCUUCACUCAUUGUACCACCCCUCUGCACUGCACGCACACAAAACUCACAGCCACCACUUCUUCCACUUCAAUUCUUCAUAAAAAUCAUUUUUUUAGCUUUUUGCUUUUUCUCAGUUGCCCCCCUCUUCCCUAUUUUUAGUUCUAUCAAAGAUUCUAACACCAAUAGUCCAAUACAUAGAUAUACAUGUAUUUUCUUUGCUCUUGAGAACUAUCCCAAUUAUUGAGUGUGUCACCUCUCCAAUAUUUUGAUUUAGCCUUUUCUUUUCUCUUUUGGUUGUCAUGGUGGUUAUUUCACCUCCUCUUAGAUCUGAAGAGUUUCUUAAGGGUUUUUGCUUUGCCCAUCAUUGAUUCUCUUGAGUUUUGUAAAAGAAAGCCUCUUUUAGAUUCCUUUGAUCCUAAGAAGCUCCUAUCCUCUGCAUUCCUCUCUGAGGGUAUCUCUCUCUCUUUGAACUUAGAGAGAGAGAGAGAGUUGAAUUUAGAAGUAUCGUUUUUGCUAUGUGCAAUUGUUAGAGAGAUCAAUGAAUAGGGGAAUUGAAGUGCUCUCUCCAGCCUCCUAUCUCCAAAACUCCAAUUGGUUGUUCCAGGAAAGCAAGGAAGCAAGAUGGACUGCAGAAGAGAACAAACUGUUUGAAAAUGCCUUGGCUUACUAUGAUAAGGACACCCCAGAUAGAUGGAUGAGGGUGGCAGCCAUGAUUCCAGGGAAAACUGUUGGUGAUGUGAUCAAACAGUACAGAGAGCUUGAGGAAGAUGUGAGUGUCAUUGAAGCAGGUUUGAUCCCAGUUCCUGGCUAUACUACUGCCAGUUCUUUCACAUUGGAGUGGGUUAACAAUCAAGGCUAUGAUGAGUUCAAGCAGUUCUGUAAUGUUGGUGCGAAAAGGGGUGCAUCCACGAGGCCAACUGAGCAGGAAAGGAAGAAAGGAGUGCCAUGGACUGAAGAGGAGCACAGGCAAUUUCUGCUGGGUCUCAAGAAGUAUGGUAAAGGGGAUUGGAGAAACAUCUCUAGGAACUUUGUGACCACAAGGACACCAACUCAGGUUGCAAGUCAUGCUCAGAAGUACUUCAUCAGGCAGCUUACAGGAGGGAAGGAUAAGAGAAGAUCCAGUAUCCAUGACAUCACAAUGGUUAAUCUCCAAGAAACAAAAUCUCCUUCAUCAGACACUACCAAACCCUCUUCUCCACUUCAGAAUCAGGCAUUGUCUAGCAUGGUUAAGGAGGAAUAUGAGUGGAAAUUGCCAUGUGAGGGCAUGCCCAUUGUUUUCAAUUCCACAAGUGGAAACAUGUUCAUGUCAGCACCACUGCAUGGCAUUUCUUCAUAUGAAUCUAGACCACAGGAGCAACAUUUACUUAGACAAUCUCCAUGGAUGCCAGUUUUCACCUUGUGAUGCUAUUUUGCAAAUGCAAUUGAUGCGACAUCGGUGAUCUAUGCAAGUGGUGCAGGGAUUAGAGUUUUGAAGGUACAAAAGUUUUAAACCUUUUUCCAGUGAUGCUGGAUUGCUUCAUGGAUGGUUUUGUGUGAAUAUGUUUAAUUAGAAUGUGUGUAGAGAUUAGUUGGAAUCCUGUUCCGACAUUAAGAUUCCGGGACUAGUGUGUCAGAGAAGUUGAGUUUGGUGAUGUGUAAUAUGAUUUUUCUGAUUACAUGUUUUGUAAUUUGAUUUUAGUUAGAUGGAAGGUUUGUGUGAGCUAGCAUCCGAUGUUCAUCUUCCUAUAUAGGCAGCCAGGAGUUAUCUGCAGAUCGCCCUGAGGAAGAGGAGCUAUCUCUUGCCUUUUUAAAAGAUGCUUCAAAUAAAUAUAUUCAGUUCCAAGUAUACAUAAAGAAUUAAAUAAAGGCAUCAAUCAUGUUGAUGUACUAGUGGUGUAAUAUAAAACAAUUUGGACUGUUAAUUUUUAUAACCCUAUAUUAGGAGUGUAUUUCAAGCCAUAAAGUUAUGAUUAUACCAGAAAGAUUUUCCAAGUGUGGUGAGGAGUUGGACAGAGCUUUGGUCCUCAUGUAAAAAUGUGAUCAUAAAGCAUUUGAUAUGAAACAUAAUGUCUUGGAAGCAUUUGUUCCACAACAUGGUGGACAUUAAGAUCCAA
Messenger RNA from Glycine soja, 2311 nucleotides. RefSeq names its product transcription factor DIVARICATA-like. The record is from RefSeq and is a predicted model, not a curated record. Gene Ontology annotation, molecular function: DNA binding. The coding region runs from base 757 to 1620 and encodes 287 amino acids. Lineage: Eukaryota; Viridiplantae; Streptophyta; Magnoliopsida; Fabales; Fabaceae. The transcript has 2 exons.